CUGUUGGCCAUUUUUUCCUCCAUGCUGUGGCCUUGUGGCAGAGCCUCUCUGCAAAACCAAGAAAGGAAGCACAUGGGUCCCGGCUUUGCCCGGUGUCUUGGCUGUCCAUCCACAGAUUGUUGUGAAACCACACCACUGGGCUACAACAUUACUUCAAUCGGUUUGAUCCUCUCUCCGGCUUUCCAGUUUGCGUUUUCUUCUCCUGGAAUCGGGGAAAACAAACUUGGGAGGACGAAAUAUGUGAGGGAGCUUUGCCAGUGAGGACUGCCUUUUGCCCACAGACUGCUUCCCUUGCUGAGCUUAUCGCCAGCGUGGCUCCAUAGGACAUUUUCCCCCAUUGCUACAGAGGAUGCCGGGUGAAAAGCCCCGAGCGAGGCUCCCAGUUACCCGCCAAAGAAUGUUGGCAUGAACAUGAAGAUUAAAGCUGCCAUUUCAACUUGAGUGAAACCGUGUACAUUCUAACCGGCACCAGAGGCGUUUCAUAAUUACAUAAAUUACCUCAAGUGUGCCCAAUGGAUAUUUGAAUCUCCGUCACUUUGCUGUAAAUAGCCAUGGCAGAGGGGACCUUUGAACAGUUCAAACUAUUUUGGCGCAAACAGUGAGAGUUUUGGCCGGUGGCCUGGACAGUUUGAGGUAAUGGUAUUUGCUCCAGGAAAUAAGUGCUGGCCAAGCCCACUGAUAUGCAAUUAAUGUUUUGUCUUAAAAUGCAUCAGUUCACUCUUAUAUAUUCAUGUAGACAGUCAGUUAUAUGCCAGUCUACUCUUUCGCAAUCAACCCAACACAUAUCUUGCCUAAGCAACGCUUCUUACAAGUAAAUUCAGUCCGUAUCCACUUACACAGAGUCUGUGAUCACACGAUGGUUUUACAAAAGCCACAUGGUGCCCAUAUCAUAUGGGCUGGGCUGCUCAUCUGCUGCUUUGUAGAAAUAGGUACUUGUCUAGAAUUCACAGGUGCCGAGGGACAGUGGGCAAGAUUUCCAGUGUGGAAUGCUUGUUGCGAAAGUGAAAUGAGCUUCAACAUGAAAACCAAGAGUUCCCACGGGCUGCUGGUUUACUUCGAUGACGAGGGAUUUUGUGACUUCUUAGAACUUCUCAUCCUGAACGGCAAACUCAGUCUGCGAUUCUCCAUCUUCUGUGCCGAGCCCGCGACCGUCAUAUCUGACACAGCGGUCAACGACAGCCAGUGGCACGCGGUCACGAUAAGGAGAAACUUUAAGAACACAACGCUGAUGGUGGACAACGAGAUAAAGUGGGUCGAGGUGAAGUCAAAAAGACGGGAUAUGACUGUUUUCAGCCAUUUGUUUGUUGGCGGAAUACCACCGGAAAUACGAUCUGUGGCGUUAAGACUGACGUCAGCUGCAGUCAAGGAUCAGCAGCCUUUCACUGGAUGGUUAACGGACAUAAAGGUCAACAACACGGAGUCUGUAAUGGUCAACAGUGAGGGGGUCUUACGCGACCUCUGCGGUACAGCCAACAUGUGCUUAAAUGGAGGAGUCUGCAGUUUAAUUAACAAUGAACCAACUUGUGACUGCUCUCAGACUGGCUUCCAGGGAAAGGACUGCAGUGAAGGUCAGUGGGGAUUGGUUGACCUAUGAAACAUCAUCUCCAAUGGUUUACCUCAAAUGAAAGAGAAGGAGUGAUCAUUCAAAAGUCACUUGGAGUAAACAUGAGCAAUAUAAUUGACUUGAAAACAGAUUCAUACAGUUGGCAACAGAGGAAAGAAUUAACCAGGUGAGGUUUUUGUAUCAGUUCCCAGUGAAUAAAACCAUAGGUAUUAAUACAUCCAUAUCAGAAUUCUGAUCAAUCAUUUUGUAAUUUUUAGUGACAAGCAAAAAUAAAACCUCCCUCAAAGCUGCGGCCCAAAAUGUUUUAAUAAUCCCAACAGAUAAAACCGUCAUCAUUCAGGAGGGUAAGAGAUCAUGGAUGU
Molecule: messenger RNA, 1926 nt
Organism: Paralichthys olivaceus (Japanese flounder)
Lineage: Eukaryota; Metazoa; Chordata; Actinopteri; Pleuronectiformes; Paralichthyidae
Source: RefSeq, a predicted model, not a curated record